Messenger RNA from Thlaspi arvense, 1215 nucleotides. NCBI's taxonomy places the organism in Eukaryota, Viridiplantae, Streptophyta, Magnoliopsida, Brassicales, Brassicaceae. The record is from the annotation of a GenBank genome assembly.
AUGGCGAAUAACGAAGAACUCUCGGAAGAUUUAAACUUUAAUAGAGGAGGAGAUACGUUUGACGCUGUUAAACAACGUUUCAAGGAUCGAUCAAAGAAAGUUGUUCAGACGAGAGAGUUGUUGUCUAAACAAGCCGUGCAGACCCGGGAGAUCUUGUCGAAGCAGGCCGUUAAGAUCGCUAAACAAGCCGAAGAACACGAGAGAUUCAUCAAUAAGGCAUCUUCUUCUUGUUUCUCUCUCAUAAUUUUCUUAUUAAUACUAUCAAUAGUCUCCUCUUACUUUUCCUUUUGGGUGACCCAUCUUGUUGGGGUGCUCGGAUUUGGAGGGUUUUGUUUCCUACUUGGAGCGAGGCCUCAAGACAUUCCUCUCGUCUACUGCCUCUUUUACGUGAUCUUUGUUCCUCUCCGAUGGAUAUAUUACCGGUUCAAGAAAUGGCAUUAUUAUCUUCUGGACUUUUGCUACUAUGCCAACACAAUCUUCUUGGUUGAUCUUCUUUUGUAUCCUAGAAAUGAAAAGCUUUUCAUGGUUUGCUUUUCCUUCGCAGAGGGACCAUUGGCAUGGGCUAUUAUCGUUUGGCGAUGCAGCCUGGUUUUUAGUUCGCUCGAUAAGAUUGUUAGUGUUCUUAUACAUCUCUUACCUGGGCUUGUGUUCUUCACGAUUAGGUGGUGGAAUCCGGCGACGUUUGCAGCUAUGCACCCUGUAGGUACUGAUCGUAGAGUGUCAUGGCCUUACGUGGAAGACAAAGCUUACCUUUUCACAUGGCUGUUUCUCAUCCCAUUGGUGGUUUAUACUCUUUGGCAAGUUCUCUAUUUUCUAAUCGUUAAUGUCCUGCGUAGGCAGAGACUCUUAAGAGAUCCUGAAGUUAUGACUUCUUACAGAGAGCUGUCGAAAAAAGCUCAAAAGGCAAACAAUAAGUUGUGGCAGCUAAGCGGUCUGCUAGGGGAUCAGAACCGUAUGUGGAUGUACAUUCUCUACCAGGCAAUCUUCACGGUGGCAACAAUGGCAUUGACCGUACCGAUCUUCCUAUCGUAUAGACUUCACGUGAUCUUUCAGAUCUUAAAGAUCUCGGCGGCGGUGUGGAACGGAGGGAGCUUUUUACUAGAGGUAAUGCCACGGCAAGUGAUACAGAAAGAGAAGAAGAAAACAGAGAUGCAGCCGAUAGAGGAGGAGCAUCAUGAACCGACUGAGAACGAGCCAAAAUCUACUGAAGCAUGA